Mercenaria mercenaria is the source of this 4857-nucleotide messenger RNA. RefSeq lists its product as uncharacterized. The coding region runs from base 126 to 1544 and encodes 472 amino acids. The transcript has 8 exons. The record is from RefSeq and is a predicted model, not a curated record. NCBI's taxonomy places the organism in Eukaryota, Metazoa, Mollusca, Bivalvia, Venerida, Veneridae.
GACAUCUCUCCACAUAGAGGAGGUAGCAUUAGUCCUGGAGAGUAUUACAGCUGGAACAUUGUCCAUCCGCAGAAGACGUGACAGGUAGAAAGACAGGGCUUCACCUGAUCCAGAAUAAAAGUAAAAUGGACAAGUUGGAAGAGACAGACCUAUUAUAUAGAGAGAACAGGAACUAUAGCAAUAAUAAUAGUGUGUUUGAAAGUCCUGAUGUUGAAGACAAGGGUAGAAAAAGUGAUGUUGCAAAAGUUGUGGACAGUAAACUGGUAUUUGAAAUGAGAAACUUUGCUGGUGGCAGUCAUACAAGUGUUGGUUCAGACGGAAGGAGGCUGGAGUCAGAAGAAUUUGAAAAUAUUUCCAUUUCUGCUGUUGAAAACAUUCCAGUUUGUGCUAUGAAGAAAACUCCUAAAGAUGCCCUUGAAGAGCUAAAUAGAGAGAAUAUAAAUGCUGGUGGUACUGAAAGUGAAAAGACUAAAGAUUUAAAAGCUGUAGGAGAUAUAUAUAAGAAAAGAGGCAGUAGCUUUGAUAGUCUCAAGUUUGAAAAUGUUUGUGAGGUAAUAGCAGAGGAAGAUGUUAUUGAUGGUAUGAAUGGUGAAUGCAUUGUAACAGAAAAUGGACAUGUCGCAGAUACAAAUGAAGAAACAUUUGAAUACGGCCCGGAUUUGGCAGAAGAUGAGGGUUUAAAAGACAUUUAUUUUGAAGAGCCAGUGGUAAACAAAAGGUUUGGCAGUGAAUAUGAUUCAGAGAAAAAUGAAAGAACAAGAAAUAUAAAAGGGAUAGAGAAGAAUAAAAGUUUGGAAGAAACCAGUAUAUCAAAGGGAAGUGGCCUGAAUUUGGAAGAGGGAUUUAAGUACAACGGCCGGGUGAUCAGUAUAAAGGAGCAUUACGGCCACAUGAUGGAGUUGAGAAGAAGAUCAGAGAGCGGGAUCAGCGGCUCAUGUGACAAACCUCCAGAUAACUACAGAAAGCACAGUAGUGGAGAUUUACACAGUAGACUGAAGACAAGAAAACUUCUAGGUGUUGGUGAAACAGAUGAUGGGGAUGUUCAUAGAUCAAAGCUCAGUCAGAUAUUGGGUCACAGUGACCAGUUGUAUAUCCGAUUACCUAGUGGUCUCCGGCUCUGGCAAAUUGUCCUAGCUGUCGUCUUUUCAGUCUUAUCAUUAUGGGCUCUGUUGUUCCCAGGUCAUUAUUUCCAUGCCAUGUAUGAUAUGGAUGGUUCCAGUUUCACCUUUCCUAUCCGCUUGUAUGCUUGUGCACUUAUUUGUAUCUCAGUGAUGUAUUGGAGCACUGUACAUGCUGCAGAUCGUGAUGUCAUCAGAAUGAUUCUGUUAUCAAGUGUGGUCUUCUUUACUUUACAGUCAGGUGCGAUGGUGUUUGGAAUGAUGACAUUGGUUUUGUCCGUUACUCAGUGGACGAUGACCUUACUGGCACUGCAGUGUGUCUGUGUUUUCAUUGGCUACUUCUUUCACUGUGGUAUGGUGGUAUCCCGCACAGGUGCUCUAAAAAGGACAACAUCCAAUAAGGAUCUUUGUGACAAGGACCAAUGAUUUGAUUGGACAGAUCAUCAAUAAUUAUAUGUUUUCCUGAUUGGCCUUUAGACUGAACGGUGCAAAUAAUUAUAUAUUUAUUAUCUAUCCUAUUGUCAUUAACCUUUUUGUGUUAUGUGAACAACUUGUAUCUUGUUAUAAAUAAGUAAAUGUAGAUAGAAAACUUGCCAAGGUAUCUUACAAGGUAGAGUUUGAAAAGUGAUGAGUUUGUUUCCUGGGUAAGAGGAAUGUUAACCAAGGAUGAUAUCACAGAGGGCAAUAUGUGUGGUGCCAUUCUGUCUAAUUUUUAGCUCGCCUGAGCAUUAAGUGCUUGUGUUGAGCUUUAAGGAUUAUUGGAUGUCCAUUGUUCAUUUGUAUGAUAUUCCUUCAUCCAUCCAUAAUUUCUUUAAAGAUCUGCUAAACCACCAAGCCAAUUUCAUCCAAACUUCAUGGAAAUUUUCCUUGCCUGAUCCCUUUUUAGAUUCCUUCAAAUCCAGGAUGUUCACGCAAAAUUCUGGUUGCCGCAGAAAUCACUAGGCUUAAUUCGAAAUCAUUUUAAAGCAAUACUCAUUGGGAGACUUCAUCCUAUUCCUUCAGUUAAAUCAUUUUAAUUUGUUUAAGAUAUGGCUUCUUGGGGAAAGGGCUUCCUUUCUUUAUAUUUCUAUAUUGAAAACUUUAAAAACUUUCUCUGAAUUUGCUAGAUUAAUUGUGUAAUAAUUUCAAACAUGUUUCCUUGAUGGACCUUCUACCAAGUUCUGUCAGUUCAUUCCGCUAUAUUAGAAAUGAUAGCCAGCAGAAGGUGGAGCAUAUUUUUCUAUGGCUAUUGUCAGAUACUGAGGGCUUAAUUUCAAAAUAAUUUUACUCAAGUGUUACUUAGCUGACCUUCUACAAAAUUCCUUGAGAUCACUUUAUUUCAUAAUAAGCCAUUGCUGCCAGGGGAUAGGGCAGGGUUUCUUUAUAUAAAGGGUUAACUUUGAGAGUCGUCCUUCCAAGAACUACCUGCCUGUUUUCAAAAUGAUUUCAUAAAUUUUCCCUCAUGGGAACCCUCUACCCUGUUCAAAUCAUUUUAAUUAAUGAAAAAACAUGGCUGACAUAGAGCAAGCCCUAACCUAUUGAUGUUUGUGUCGACGUUUGAAUAAAGACUACUGGUAAAUGAAGAAAAAAAUCCCACUUUACAUACAGGUUUUACAGUAUAUUUAAAGCAAGUUUCAUAGAUAGUUAGAUAUCUUUCUUGCUGUUAUGUGUCAUAGGUAAUUUUCCCUUAAAAGGGACUAACCUGAAGACCCCUCUUUUUUGCCUUCUAAAUGAAAGAAGAAAACAAAAAAGGCUUACAAAGGCAUUAGUCACCCAAUGGAAAAUGUGAGCGUAGCUGUACUUAUUUUGAUUUAGGUUUCUGCACAGGCUUUUUCAUAUGUUUUAAAAUAGGGAUAUUUUGACAUAAUUCUGAAGGCUGGUCCCUUUAAAACCAGUUAAUGAUCUCUGUAGUGACAAUUCACAGUUUCAUUGUAGUCAUAAUUAUACAAUACUUGGUAAUAUUGAUUUGAUAUUUUGUUCAGGUGUGUCUAAAUGUGUUUGUUAAAUGUUUCAUCUUUACUACUGCUUUUAUAUUUCUAAAAAAUAUAAGAGACCUGGGCCAAAAUUUAUUCAUCGAUGCUUGAAGACCAGUCUCAGAAAUCUGGCAUCUGAUUGGUUGUGUGUGAACACAGUUCUGGAACUGACCAAUGCACGGUACCAGUCUCAGAAAUCUGGCAUCUGAUUGGUUGUGUGUGAACACAGUUCUGGAACUGACCAAUGGCACGGUUACUUUCUCAGACUGGUUUCCAAUGCUAUAGCCUCUCUAAAUCUUUGAUUGACAUUAUCACUGCAAUAUGUUUCUGGUUUGUUUAUAAUGAUUAGCAGCCUCUAGAUAUAUUAUAUAUUAUUUAUCCAUGUUGACACAGUAAAACCAGUCUAUACAGACCACCCUUAGGAAAGGAAAAUUUGUCUUUGUCAGUAGUCCCUCAUAAUCCUUCAAAAUGUAGUGUUUGUAGGUUUGCAGGUUAUGUAGUUGUGGUCCAUACUUCCAGAUGGUGUUGAGUGCUGGUAAAUUUAAAUAUUUUACUAACAUACUUUUGCAUCAAGCUACUUCAGUACUGUUUGAGCCUCUCCCUCAUCACAGUGGGUUUGAACCAUUGUUCCCUUGAAGCAGCCCAUCCCUACCAUAGUGCCCAAAAUUUUGACACCAUUAAAAGCUACAAAGUACCCAUAUAACCUGAAUUGAUUAUGUGACUGAAAAAUGUACCAAAUUAGGAACAUAUUGUGAAACUAAUGCUUUUAUUGUUCUUAUUAUGUUUGUUACAGAUAGAAACUAUGUUAAAAAUUAUUAUAGUCAUAUUUAUUGCAUUUAGAAUAUAAAAAGCACAAUAUGUAUAUUAGAUUUGUAAUUAUUUUUCAUUUUUAACUUGUUGUUUGUUGAACAGGCCUAAUUGUGUAUUAAACAUUGAAAAAAAAUAAGUCUACUGUCUUGCAGUUAUGGUAAACAGAUUGACACAGUAUUAGAUAAAAGAUGAAUGUGUAACUUUUGAAAAUAAAUAAUGAAAAUCAGCAUUAAUUAAAUAUUGAUAAAAAAACUAAAAAUAGAAUGUUGAUAUAAAAUCUUCUCAAAUAUUGUAUUCCUUCUCAGAUAUUAUACUCUGUCAAAGGCAAUUCUCACAAUAAUAAACUUUAAGCAGGUACUAUGCAUUUAGGAUAUUGUGACAGCCGAGCAUAUAACAUUUUUUUUUUUUUACAAGGAACCAAUAAUUGUCAAGAAAAUAAUUCUGUUUACUUACAGAUCAUUGUAACAAGGAGUGUUCACCCACAUCAAAUAUCUAAUAAUAAAUACCCUUUAUCAUAUGUUUGACGUCGCAGGAGUGUAAUAAAGCCAUUACAUAAAAAUAAUACACUAGUGUAAUAAAGCUUUGACGUCAACGUCGUUUAUAAUAUAGGAGAUGUUGCUCAAAUUGACUUGUUUAUAAUAGUUAAAAGAAAGUAGAAUUUUGAUGUUUCGACAGGAAAAGCUAACGUGAUAAAAAGAAUAUUACAUUUUUGACUUUCCACAUUUAAUUUUUUAUUAAACUUGUUGGAUAGAUUCAUUAUGAAAAGACACUCUUGUAAUAUCCUCUAUUUAUACCAAUCUUCUAAACUUAGCCUAAUUACUAAUACUUUUAUCCUUGCAGUAUGAAUGAAAAUCGCUAUAUUUUAUAUAUAUAUCUGUAUAUACAUGUAGGUGCUGGAUCAAUUAUGUCACUUUGCAAAGUGAUUGUGUUUUAAUGAGAAAUCCAUUUUAUUUACUUCAGUAUCAACUUGUAUACAC